CAAAACAAAAAGGUUUUACGAAGUUUUGUUUUAUCUUCAGGUUGUUUUAGUUUUCCUCCUAAGCUACACCCUCAUUCAUCGCUGUGUUUUUCUUGUCCCGUUUGUGCAGUACCCAAAGAAGGCCUGAAGUGCCAGGCGGUUUUUGAUCAGAUCAGGAUGACUUACAUCAAGGAGCUGGGAAAAGCCAUCGUGAAACGAGAGGAGAACACAAGUCAGAACUGGCAGCGAUUCUACCAGCUAACUAAGCUACUGGACUCCAUGCAGGAGAUGGUGGAGGGUCUCCUGCAGAUUUGCUUCUACACCUUCGUGAAUAAGACCCUCAGUGUGGAAUUCCCCGAGAUGCUGACGGAGAUCAUCACCAACCAGAUACCAAAAUUCAAAGACGGGAGCGUCAAACCUCUGCUGUUUCAUCAGAAAUGACGGCCUUGAAAUGUGAAUCAAUGCCUUAAAUCCCCAACCUGCUUCAGGCCCUUCUGCUCUAAUUCUUUAUUCCGCCCCCCCAAUAUUCUUGUCCGUUCUUUGGUGUUUGUUUUCAUUUUUGGAAAGUCAGCUUCAUCCCUUCAUCCCUUGCCUGUUUAGUCUAAUCUCAGAAAUUACCCAUAGCCUCAUAGUCGCCACCCCAGUCUGUCUGCACAGAAGCAAAUUGAAUGUUUUUAAAGCAUCUGUCCGUUUUCCUCAAUCCCUCACCUCUUGAACUCAGACAUUUAUUCUUUUUAAAGUCCUACUCUCUACAUCGCUGAAAUCAUUUUAACUUGCCGGCCUUGCUCUGCUUCUCCGCGCUGUGAAUGUCGCUCACAGUCUAGAGACGAAGGGGACAGAUUGAAGCUUUGAUGCAAAAGAACCUCACUUUUCUUCUGGAUUCAAGGACAAAAAGCAAAAACGGACCCGAACUGGACCUAUUUACCCGAUCAGUGGAAGAAAAAGGAAAACGGAGCAGCUUGUGGAUCCGUCUUCAUGUUUUUUUUUUGUUUUUUUUAACGCAGAUGCACAUCGCAGAUCACGCUUUCAGAGUUCAGCAGACGCCACGUUCAGCGCGAGCUACACAUGUUUACACAGGAUGUAUCUGAGGGAAAACCAGUGCCUUUUAGUUUUCAUUCUCGCAGCCAUCCGUUACAGACCAGUCUGUUGUUCUGUUCCUUCGCAUUUAUCGCCUGGUUUUAGUUUGCUUCUUUUGUUUUCUCUUUAAAAUUAAAGUUUUCUUUUAAUUUUAUUGUUUAGAGGAAUCCCCCACCCCUUCAAAAGUGUGCAGAACAAAGUCAUCCCGGCAGCUUGAAUUAUCAUCUUCAUGUUCAGGUCUUUAAACGUUUAAUGAACUAGUAUAUUACAGUAGAAUAUACUGUUUUUCUUCUUUAGAAAAGUGAACCUAUAGUGUUCUCCUUUAACUGCAUCAGAGAAGCAGCCACUAUAAUCUAGAAUUUGGAAGUAAAUCAAAGUAUUUUUUUUUUUUAUUUAAACUGAGGAAGAUUAGAAAUUCCUGUCAAAUUCUGAAGGUUUGGAAACGUUUGUAAUUUCUUUAUCGUGAUUUUUACAAAUAUGGAUCAAAUUGAGAUUGAAAAACGUCCAAAUAUCCAUUUUCUAAUCGCGCUCAAUAUUAUUUGUAAUAUUUUAAAUCAAUCUGGCGUGACGGGUCCGGGUCCUUUCUCUGCCAGCUUCACCGAAUUUUAAAAAUGGUGACGAUAACUUAAAAACUUUCUCUGGUUUAUCUUGAAAGUCCAGUUUUUCUGCAGGGUCCCACACUUCUUGGAUCAAUUCAUAUUUUAGAUGAUGAACACAAUAACAGAAAGUGCUUUUUAAUACAGGAAGUAGUUUAAAAAACAUUUUAGGAAUUACAAAAUCAACCCAACUUUUUCUCUUCAUAACAUAUUUCAGCUUCAUCUGAAUUUGAUUUAACCCAAAGUGCAUAAAAUCUUUUGGUUUUUAUUAACUAAUAGUAAAAUCUUUAAUUUUCCAAGACAAGAAAACAGGAUGUUUCUUAAAAUUAUGUGACGAUGGAUCUCUAAUAUAUAUAUAGAUAUAUAUUUAAUUUGUUUCAUACUCUGCAUACACAAAGAAACAGGGAUUAUUAUGAAGCCCGUCCAUUUUAAAUGCAAGAAGCUGCAUUUAAAUCCACAUAAUUUGCUUAUUCUUCAGGUAAUGUCUCCUUACAUCUUUUAUUAUAGUCCCACUAGUGCCAAAUAUCACAAAAGUUUUUUUUUAUCAGUUCUUUUUUCCUCUAAUAUCCUGCAUAUGUGAAGGGUGGUGUACAGCGGUGGUUUAUAACUUAGCUUCAGGGUGCUCAGUCUUCAGUGUCUCACAUAACACCAGCUUACAAUGAUCGAUUGUUAACGAAAUGUUUUUGGGUUGUUUUUUUUUUUUUUAGAUUGUGAUGUUGCUACAGUUUUUAAUGUGUAUAAAGCCUUCAUACCAGCUUACAUAGUGGCCAAAUCUAGUGUUCAGGUUUUCAUCGGCUUCUGCUGAGUGCAAAGUGCAACACCGUUCACCUCCCUGCUCUAGAGUCCGCUUUUCUACUUUCAGGGUUCCUACAGAGUCAAAAAAAGAAUAGAAAAAGUAAAAUAUUUUGUAUUUUCCGAAUCCUAUCUCUUUCAAAUGGUUCUAAAGUUUGUCGUUUCUUGUGUCCUCCUACGUUUGUCUUUCCUUCCUUGGUUUCCUUCUGUAGUCUCCUACCUCCUUCCGCUCUAUGUGCCUUGGAUUCCUUCCCUCUCUCUUUUUUUUUUUUGUCUCCUACCUCCUUUCUUUCCCUAUGUUGGUUCUGCCCAAAGUUAAAAUAACAGUUCUAAAAUCAAAGAGAAUAUUAAGAUUUUAUAUUUUAAGAUAAAAGUAAAGGACAGGGAAAGCUCAGCGUGGAAAAAUGUGAUAUAUUUGUGAAUUUCCGUGUAAGAGCCCAGGACUUUAUAUCUGGAUUUUCAGUUGUUUGCUUAACUGCACAGAAAUAAAAAAGUAAAAAAAAAAAGCAGCAAUCCUCAAUCAAGAGCCAUAUUUUCUUUAGCUUUGAAGUUUGCCAAUCCUUCUGGAUGAUUGUUGUGGUGCGCAGGCUCUUGAGCUUUAGCUUAUUGCGAGUCUGCUUUUAUCCCGGCGUGUUGAUCAAUCUGCCGAGGAUUGGGUCUGGAUCCUGUGGUGUCGGGUGGCUUUGCGUACAGUAUUACAUUCGCAUUCAGGCAGCGGCGUUUCUGGAAGCCAGCUUUAACGUACAGGCGUAAAACACCCUCGCCACUGCUUCUGUCCCCCCCACUCCUUAAAUGCCUAUAGAUGUAUAUAAGCAAUGCUGACAUAUCCAGUGCAAUGCAAACAAGUGUCUGUUAUAAAAAAAAACAAAAACAAUAUUUUUACAUGUUUGUCAGUCCUCCCCACUUUCUUAUUCCUUUCAGUUCGACUAAAGGCCUUGCAUAAGGGAGACGGAGAGCCAUAGAAAUACAAUUUUAAAUCAGGAAAUAGACGACUACCAGUGCUUUUGGAGAUUGAUCUGUUUAAAAAAAAAAAAAAAAAAAGGUUUUGUGUGAUUUUUAAAUUCAUCAUCUUAUCCUCUUUGAUAUGACUAAUUUUACUCAAUCAUUUUUGUACAUUAAAUAAGUCGAAAAGUAAUUUUGUUUUCGUCAGUUUGUGUUUGAUAAAAGGUAGACGUGAUUAAUUCGUUAGGAAGUGUUAAACAUGUUUGUCUUGUGAAGUAAAUGUUCAUUCUACGAGUCUGUGGACAAGUCUACAAGAGUGGUCACUGUUUACCUUUUAAGACAAAAGGAAAUAAAGAAAAGGAAAGGCAGGUCGCCGUUAGAGCGAGAUUUAGUUCUAAUAUUUUAUUUUGCGCUAAAAAAAAAACAGUGACUAAAGCAGAGGGGGUAAAAAAAAUAAAUAAAAAUUUACUAAACUGAAGUAAUUGAGCAGUUUCAACUUGUGUAGCACAUAUGGGCUUACUUCUUAGCACUUCUAGUUUUAUUUCGAAUUUGCCUAUUAUGUAGAUGACCUUGGCUUUGGAUUUCAUAUAUAUUACUAUAAGGAUUCACUGGUCAUUUAAGAAAAAAACGAAACAAAACAAAAAAAAAAAAACAGGAAAAGCUUAAUCUCCAUGUGAAAGUACAUUUUCCAGAGCCUGACAAAAUUGCACUACCCUCAGAUUGCUUGUCACCGUCUAUUUUGUAUAAAAUACAUGCAAUUAUCUUUAAACAUUAAGGGCAGAUCAUGUUUCACUGGUAUAGAGCUAUGGCUUUCACUGAAGUCUGUUUUUGUUCCUAUUUCAGUUAUGUAGAUGUAAUCCAAUGUAAAGAAUAUAUAGAUAUAUUAAAAAAAAUAAAAAAUGGUUUAUAUUUACACUUCUUCUGUAUUCAAUGUCAAUAUUUCCCCUUUAUUGAUUAUAUGUUGAAUUAGGUUAUGUGUUUUUAUUUUGUCUUUUCUUUUUUUUUCUUUUUUCAACUUUGGAUUUGCCGUCGUCUCCAACUAUGUUUCUGUCAUCUCUGGUUUCAAGCAGAAAUGAGGAUGAACUGAUAUUUCAUUAGUUCAACCAUCUUACACAAUAAAGUUUCCUGUUUUUUCAA
Molecule: messenger RNA, 4523 nt
Organism: Cyprinodon variegatus (sheepshead minnow)
Lineage: Eukaryota; Metazoa; Chordata; Actinopteri; Cyprinodontiformes; Cyprinodontidae
Product: glucocorticoid receptor-like
Exons: 2
Source: RefSeq, a predicted model, not a curated record